This is a messenger RNA of Manacus vitellinus (golden-collared manakin), 692 nucleotides long. Its product is annotated as protein EFR3 homolog B-like. Gene Ontology annotation, cellular component: plasma membrane. The annotation marks the transcript as partial. The transcript has 5 exons. The record is from RefSeq and is a predicted model, not a curated record. NCBI's taxonomy places the organism in Eukaryota, Metazoa, Chordata, Aves, Passeriformes, Pipridae. Gene Ontology annotation, biological process: protein localization to plasma membrane.
GCUCCUUCGCCAGCACCCUGCCCACCUACCAGCAGUCGGAGGUGAUGGUUUUCAUCAUGAACAAGGUGCCUCUUCCCUCUUCCCAACAUUCCAUGGAGCCGGGAAAAGACGGGGAAAACCGGAACCGGCUGACGCAGAUCAUGCUCCUGAAAUCCCUGCUCCAGGUCUCCGUGGGUUUCCAGUGCACCAACAUGCUCACGGCUCUUCCCAGCGCGUUCCUGGACCGGCUCCUCUCCUCGGCCCUCCUGGAAGAUCCCGAAAUCCGCCUCUUUGUCCUGGAAAUCCUCAUCAGCUUCAUCGACCGCCACGGCAACCGCCACAAGUUCUCCACCAUCAGCACCAUCAGCGACAUCUCCGUCCUGAAGCUGAAGGUGGAGAAAUGUUCCCGCCAGGAUUCCGUCUUCAUGAAGAAGCACGGGCAGCAGCUGUACCGGCACAUCUUCCUGAUCUCCAAGGAGGAGACCAACGGGCGGGCUCACUACGAGGCCCUUUUCGGGCUCCUGGUGCUGCUGAGCCUGGAGCUGGCCAACGAGGAGGUGGUGGUGGAUCUCAUCCGCCUCGUCCUGGCCAUCCAGGUGAGCGGGAAAGCCCGGAAUUCCGUGAUUUUCGGGAUUUUCGGGGUGUCUCGGGAAGCCUGGGAGGUGUCGGAGCAACCCCGGGGAGAGCGGGAGGUGGAACGGGAGGGGGUUUGA